AUGUCAGAAGCACAAAGGAGACCGCCUAUAACCUUGGGUGUUGGGCGUGGAAAUGGGUACGUGAAUGGGGUAGCUUCAAUAAGGAGCCCUGCUACAAUCUCCCUAGUAGAUCAAUUCUGCCAUGCCCUUGGAGGGAAGAAGCCAAUCCAUAGUAUUUUAAUUGCAAACAAUGGAAUGGCAGCUGUCAAGUUUAUACGUAGCGUUAGGACAUGGGCUUAUGAAACAUUUGGUACCGAUAAAGCUAUCCUAUUGGUGGCUAUGGCUACUCCAGAAGACAUGAGAAUCAAUGCAGAACAUAUUAGAAUAGCUGAUCAGUUUGUGGAAGUUCCCGGUGGGACAAACAAUAAUAACUAUGCCAACGUGCAGCUCAUUUUAGAGAUGGCAGAGAUAACACAUGUUGAUGCGGUUUGGCCUGGUUGGGGUCAUGCUUCUGAGAACCCUGAGCUUCCAGAUGCACUGGAUGCAAGGGGGCUUGUAUUUCUUGGUCCACCAGCUACAUCAAUGGCAGCACUGGGAGAUAAGAUUGGCUCAUCUUUGAUUGCUCAAUCAGCAGAUGUUCCUACCCUACCAUGGAGUGGUUCUCAUGUGAAAAUUUCUCCAGAAAGUUGCUUGGUUACUAUCCCAGAUGAGAUAUAUAGGGAAGCAUGUGUAUAUACAACAGAGGAAGCAAUUGCUAGCUGUCAAGUUGUCGGUUACCCUGCAAUGAUAAAGGCAUCAUGGGGUGGUGGUGGUAAAGGCAUAAGAAAGGUUCAUAAUGAUGAUGAAGUCAGGGCAUUGUUCAAGCAAGUUCAGGGUGAAGUCCCAGGUUCCCCGAUAUUUAUAAUGAAGGUUGCUUCUCAGAGUCGACAUUUAGAAGUCCAGUUGCUUUGUGAUCAGUAUGGAAAUGUAGCAGCUUUGCAUAGCCGUGAUUGUAGUGUUCAGAGGCGGCACCAGAAAAUAAUUGAGGAGGGUCCUAUCACUGUUGCACCAUUGGAGACGGUAAAAAAACUAGAACGGGCAGCGCAAAGGUUAGCAAAAUGUGUGAAUUAUGUGGGAGCAGCCACUGUUGAGUAUUUGUAUAGCAUGGACACUGGCGAGUAUUACUUCUUGGAACUCAACCCUCGGUUACAGGUCGAGCAUCCUGUCACUGAGUGGAUUGCUGAAAUAAAUCUGCCAGCAGCCCAGGUUGCAGUGGGGAUGGGUAUUCCCCUCUGGCAAAUUCCAGAGAUAAGACGAUUUUACGGAAUGGAACGUGGUGGAAGUUAUGAUGCAUGGAGGAAAACUUCAUUGGUUGCCACCCCUUUCGAUUUUGACAAGGCAGAGUCCAUAAAGCCAAAAGGUCAUUGUGUAGCUGUGCGUGUGACGAGUGAGGAUCCAGAUGAUGGGUUUAAGCCUACAAGUGGAAAAGUACAGUUCAUUGAGUGUUUGCCGAACUUUUCCUCAGGACAUGUUUUUGCAUUUGGGGAAUCUAGAGCUUUGGCUAUAGCAAAUAUGGUCCUUGGACUAAAAGAAAUUCAAAUUCGUGGAGAAAUCCGUACAAAUGUUGAUUACACAAUUGAUCUUUUACAUGCUUCAGAUUACAGAGACAAUAAGAUCCACACAGGUUGGUUGGACAGUAGAAUUGCAAUGCGUGUUAGAGCAGAGAGGCCGCCAUGGUAUCUCUCUGUUGUUGGAGGGGCUCUAUACAAAGCAUCUGCAAGCAGCGCAGCUCUGGUUUCUGAUUAUGUUGGUUAUCUGGAAAAGGGGCAAAUCCCUCCCAAGCACAUAUCUCUUGUUCACUCUCAAGUUUCAUUGAACAUUGAAGGAAGCAAAUACACGAUUGACAUGGUUAGAGAGGGACCAGGUAGCUAUAGAUUGAGGAUGAACAAAUCAGAGAUUGAAGUAGAGAUACAUACUUUACGUGAUGGAGGUCUAUUGAUGCAGCUGGAUGGGAACAGUCAUGUGAUAUAUGCAGAGGAAGAAGCAGCUGGGACUCGCCUCCUGAUUGACGGAAGAACUUGCUUGUUACAGAACGAUCAUGAUCCAUCUAAGUUAGUGGCAGAGACACCAUGCAAGUUGCUGAGGUAUUUGGUUUCGGAUGGAAGUCAUGUUGAUGCAGACAUGCCAUAUGCUGAGGUUGAAGUUAUGAAGAUGUGCAUGCCUCUUCUUUCACCUGCUUCUGGAGUUAUUCAGUUCAAAAUGUCCGAAGGUCAAGCAAUGCAGGCUGGUGAGCUCAUAGCAAAGCUUGAUCUUGAUGAUCCUUCAGCUGUACGAAAGGCUGAGCUUUUUCAUUGGAGCUUCCCAGUGCUGGGCCCUCCAACUGCUAUUUCUGGAAAAGUUCAUCAGAGAUGUGCUGCGAGCCUAAAUGCAGCUCGAAUGAUUCUUGCUGGUUAUGAUCAUAAUAUUGACGAAGUAGUGCAAAACUUGCUUGUUUGUCUUGAUAGUCCUGAACUCCCUUUUCUCCAAUGGCAAGAGUGCUUGGCUGUUCUAGCAGCCCGCCUUCCCAAAGAUCUUAGAACUGAGUUGGAAGCAACAUGCAGAGAGUUUGAGGGGAUUUCAAGCUCCUUGAACAUUGACUUCCCUGCCAAAUUAUUGAAGGGCGUGCUUGAGGCCCAUUUAUCCUCUUGUCCAGAAAAAGAAAAAGGAGCCCAGGAAAGGCUCGUUGAACCUUUGAUGAGUCUUGUGAAGUCUUAUGAAGGUGGAAGAGAGUCUCAUGCCCGUGUUAUUGUUCAGUCACUUUUUGAAGAGUAUUUAUCUGUUGAAGAGUUAUUCAGUGAUAACAUCCAGGCUGAUGUGAUUGAACGUCUUCGACUUCAAUAUAAGAAAGAUUUACUUAAGGUUGUGGACAUUGUGCUUUCUCAUCAGGGUGUCAGAAGUAAAAAUAAGCUGAUACUACAUCUCAUGGAACAACUUGUUUAUCCUAGCCCUGCCGCAUAUAGGGACAAACUAAUCCGUUUCUCUCAACUUAACCAUACAAAUUAUUCUGAGCUUGCACUAAAGGCAAGUCAACUACUAGAACAAACCAAACUGAGUGAACUUCGUUCUACCAUUGCUAGAAGCCUUUCUGAAUUGGAGAUGUUUACGGAGGAUGGUGAAAAUAUGGAUACUCCCAAGAGGAAAAGUGCCAUUAAUGAACGAAUGGAGGAUCUUGUUGGUGCUCCUUUAGCUGUUGAGGAUGCCCUCGUGGGUUUGUUUGAUCAUAGCGACCACACUCUUCAAAGGCGAGUGGUGGAAACUUAUGUCCGUAGGCUAUACCAGCCCUAUCUCGUGAAGGGGAGUGUCAGGAUGCAGUGGCACAGAUCUGGUCUCAUUGCUUCAUGGGAGUUCUUGGAAGAACACAUUGAGAGAAAGAAUGGCUCUGAAGAUCAAAAGUUAAAUAAACCACUGGUUGAAAAGCUUUGUGAGCAAAAAUGGGGAGCUAUGGUUAUUAUUAAAUCUCUUCAAUUUUUGCCAGCUAUCAUUAAUGCUGCAUUACGGGAGACAACGCAUGACCCUCAUGAAGCAAUUUCAAAUGCAUCUGUAGAAUCAACUAGCUUUGGUAAUAUGAUGCACAUUGCAUUGGUGGGCAUCAACAAUCCAAUGAGUCUACUUCAGGAUAGCGGUGAUGAGGACCAGGCUCAGGAGAGAAUUAACAAAUUAGCCAAAAUACUCAAGGAGCAAGAGCUGGGAUCCAGUUUACACAGUGCAGGUGUUAGUGUUAUAAGUUGCAUUAUACAGAGAGACGAAGGGCGAGCUCCUAUGAGGCACUCCUUUCACUGGUCAGCAGAAAAGCUAUAUUAUGCAGAAGAGCCUCUGUUGCGUCACCUAGAACCUCCACUAUCUAUCUACCUUGAAUUGGACAAGCUUAAAGGCUAUGAAAAUAUACAAUAUACUCCGUCCCGGGACCGACAAUGGCAUUUGUACACUGUUGUCGACAAGCCAGUGCCAAUCCGGAGAAUGUUUCUAAGAACGCUUGUAAGGCAGCCGACAAUGAAUGAAGGGUUUGCUGCAUAUCAAGGGCUGGGAAUGGAAACAACUCGCACCCAAUGGGCUAUUUCUUUUACUUCAAGGAGCAUUUUGAGGUCCUUGGUGGCUGCAAUGGAGGAAUUGGAGCUUAAUGUGCAUAAUGCUACUGUCAAAUCUGACCAUGCUCAUAUGUAUCUUUGCAUCUUACGUGAGCAACAAAUAGAUGAUCUUGUGCCGUAUCCAAAGAAAGUUGACAUAGAUGCUGGGCAAGAAGAAGUCGCAGUAGAGGCAAUCUUGGAAGGAUUGGCUCGGGAAAUCCAUGCAUCUAUUGGUGUUAGAAUGCAUAGAUUGGGUGUCUGUGAGUGGGAAAUUAAGCUCUGGAUGGAUUCACCUGGACAAGCAAAUGGUGCUUGGAGGGUUGUGGUCACAAAUGUGACUGGCCACACCUGUGCUGUGCAUAUAUACCGGGAACUAGAGGAUACCAGCAAGCACAGAGUGGUGUACCAUUCAAUCUCUGUACAGGGUCCUCUGCAUCUUGUUCCAGUAAAUGCACACUAUCAGCCUUUGGGAGCUCUUGAUCGAAAACGUUUAUUGGCAAGGAGAAGCAGCACCACUUACUGCUAUGAUUUUCCGUUGGCUUUUGAGACAGUCUUGGAACAAAUCUGGGCAUCCCAAUUCCCGGGUAUGGAAAAACCCAAGGAUAAAGUUCUAAAGGUGACAGAGCUUGUAUUUGCUGAUGAAAAUGAUAGCUGGGGAUCACCUCUUGUUUCCACAGAGCGUCCAGCUGGGCUCAAUGAUUUUGGCAUGGUAGCCUGGUGCAUGGACAUACUAACUCCUGAGUUCCCUUUGGGAAGGACAAUUUUGGUAGUAGCAAAUGACGUGACCUUCAAAGCAGGGUCUUUUGGCCAAAGAGAGGAUGCAUUCUUUCUUGCAGUGACCGAUCUUGCCUGCGAUAAGAAAAUUCCACUAAUUUAUUUGGCAGCAAACUCAGGUGCCCGUAUUGGGGUUGCUGAGGAAGUCAAAUCCUGCUUUAAAGUUGGUUGGUCAGAUGAAAAUUUCCCUGAUCGUGGCUUUCAAUAUGUAUAUUUAAGUCCUGAGGAUCAUGCUCAGACUGGAUCAUCAGUGAUAGCGCACGAGUUGAAGCUGGAGAAUGGAGAAACAAGAUGGGUGAUAGAUGCCAUUGUUGGGAAGGAGGAUGGCCUGGGGGUAGAGAAUUUAUCUGGAAGCGGGGCCAUUGCUAGUGCAUAUUCUAGGGCAUACAAGGAAACCUUUACCUUAACUUAUGUGACUGGCAGAACUGUAGGAAUUGGUGCUUAUCUCACUCGGCUUGGAAUGCGAUGUAUACAGAGGCUUGAUCAGCCCAUUAUUUUGACUGGUUUUUCUGCUUUAAACAAACUUCUUGGUCGUGAGGUGUACAGUUCGCACAUGCAACUUGGUGGACCUAAAAUUAUGGCAACCAAUGGGGUAGUGCAUCUUACUGUCUCAGAUGAUCUUGAAGGGGUAUCAGCCAUUUUGAAGUGGCUAAGCUGUAUUCCUCCUUGUGUGGGUGGGGCUCUUCCCAUUUUAAGUCUAUCAGAUUUUCCAGAAAGACCUGUGGAGUACUUCCCAGAAAACUCAUGUGACCCUCGGGCAGCUAUUUGUGGUAUUUUUGAUGACAGUGGGAAGUGGCUGGGUGGUAUUUUUGACAAGGAUAGCUUUGUUGAGACAUUGGAAGGCUGGGCAAGGACAGUUGUGACAGGACGGGCAAAUCUUGGAGGAAUCCCUGUUGGGAUAGUAGCUGUUGAGACUCAGACAGUUAUGCAAGUGAUCCCUGCUGACCCAGGACAGCUUGAUUCCCAUGAGAGGGUUGUUCCUCAGGCUGGGCAAGUAUGGUUUCCCGAUUCUGCUAGCAAAACAGCUCAAGCAAUAUUUGAUUUCAAUAGAGAAGAGCUACCGCUUUUCAUUUUAGCCAACUGGAGAGGCUUUUCUGGCGGGCAGAGAGACCUUUUUGAAGGUAUCCUCCAGGCAGGUGCAACCAUAGUUGAGAACCUUAGAACGUACAAACAACCUGUUUUUGUGUACAUUCCCAUGAUGGGUGAGCUUCGUGGUGGGGCAUGGGCUGUCCUGGAUAGUAAGAUCAAUUCAGAUUACAUUGAAAUGUAUGCAGAUCGAACAGCUAAAGGUAAUGUCCUUGAGCCAGAAGGAAUGAUUGAGAUCAAAUUCAGGACAAAGGAUCUGCUCGACUGCAUGGGUAGGCUUGAUCAACAGUUGAUCAAUUUGAAGGCAAAACUUCAGGAAGCCAGGAGCAGUGCGCCAUAUGGAAUGGUUGAUUCUCUCCAACAGGAAAUUAAAACUCGUGAAAAGCAGCUUUUGCCAGUCUACACUCAGAUAGCCACCAAAUUUGCUGAGCUUCAUGAUUCUUCUCUAAGAAUGGCAGCAAAGGGUGUAAUAAGAGAAGUUGUGGACUGGGCUAGAUCACGCCUUUUUUUCUGCAGAAGGUUGCGUAGGAGAAUUGCUGAGUGUUCGCUGAUCAAGGAUGUGAUAGAUGCAGCAGGUGAGCAGCUGUUACAUAAAUCUGCAAUGGACAUGAUCAAAAUGUGGUUCUUGAAUUCAGAUAUUGCAAGAGGGAGAGAAGAUGCUUGGGUGGAUGAUGAAGCAUUUUUUGCAUGGAAGAAUGAUUCAGGAAAUUAUGAAGCAAAACUACAAGAGUUGCGGGUCCAGAAGGUAUUGGUUCAGUUAACAAACAUUGGUGAGUCCAUGUCAGAUUUGAAAGCUCUACCACAAGGUCUUGCUGCCCUUCUAAGCAAGGUGGAGCCAUCAAGCAGAGAGCAAUUGGUUGAUGAACUUCGUAAGAAGAAACUCAUAAGAAGAUGCAUUUUGAACAUCUCCCUGGCCUUGCCAAGCCACUGGGAUCUACAAGUUACUUAUGCCGAUGUAAUUUUAACAGUUAAGUUGAUCAUCGCUGUAAAGUGGAGGAGUCAGUGA
Messenger RNA from Dovyalis caffra, 6867 nucleotides. The record is from the annotation of a GenBank genome assembly. Lineage: Eukaryota; Viridiplantae; Streptophyta; Magnoliopsida; Malpighiales; Salicaceae.